UUGCUAGUCUGCUGGAAAAACACAUGUUUUUGUUUACAUUUUUGCUGCUCAAGAGAUGAACUAGAUUUUUCCAUCUCGCUUUUAAUUUACCUGAUUUGUACUUAAAUUUUUCUUUGGAGUAAUAUGCAGACGUAUUACUCCAAUCGACGCUUUUUUCUCCGUCGUUAUUUAAUGCGCGUUAUGUAGCACAACCACUUUUUUGUGGAAUCGCACCUCGUCUCUGUCGAUGCACUUCAAAUUUUAUGAUAUAUUAAUAUUUUUACUACAUAAUUAUGUGAUUGGAUUGUAUUGAGAAUUUUGAAGCGCGGCUAAUGUACUUAAUUGCUUUUAUGCAACCCGUCAAUGUGAAAAAAAACGAGGACAAAAAGGUUCUAUACUUAUUAAGUGGUUGCCUCUUUUGAGAACAAUUUUUUUCAUAUUGAAAAAAAAAUACUUUCUUACGAGGCUACUAAAAGAGCAAAAAUAUGAGCAAAGUCAUACCAAGUUGCAACAAGAUGUAUUCGUCUUAUACAGACGAAAAAAUCUCCAUCCAAGAAGAAGCGGCAAACAGCGAUGACGAUUUCAGUGAGCGCAAACGUUUUCUUGACCCUUGCCAGUCGCAAGGGCGUCUCACAAAGGGCAAGACUAAUGAAAAGAGAGUUAGAAUGCCGGAGGAAAACUCGAAGGGCGUUUUGCCGAUCGAGAGCGACCUGGGGUCACCAAUGGCUGUCUCAACACCUGAUCCGCUGGUGGUCAAAGACAUGCCCCAGGACGAGUACAAGGUUUACAAACGACGAUGGCUGGUGUUGGCCCUCUUCGUGCUCUACUCGGCUUCCAACUCCAUGCAGUGGAUCCAGUACUCCAUCAUUGCCGACGUCAUCAACAGGUACUACGGAGUCAGCUUCCUGACCAUCGACUGGACAUCGAUGAUUUACAUGAUCACAUACAUCCCUCUUAUUUUUCCAGCAUCCUGGAUUUUGACCAAAAAGGGGCUGAGAUUUACAACCCUGGUUGGCUCUCUGGGCACAUGUGUUGGUGCCUGGAUUAAAGUGCUUUCAGUGGCCCCUGACCGCUUUUGGGUUUCAUUUGUUGGUCAAACUAUUGUGGCCGUUUCUCAAGUUUUCAUUCUCUCAGUACCUUCCCGCUUAGCUGCUGUCUGGUUUGGUCCAAAACAAGUGUCAUCUGCUUGUGCAAUUGGAGUUUUUGGCAAUCAGCUUGGAGUGGCAACCGGAUUUUUGCUGCCUCCUCUUUUAGUAAAGAACCAAGAAGCAAUCGAAAAUAUCGGGCAGGAUUUGUCUGUCAUGUUUUACGGCGUUGCAAUUUUCACCACCAUUCUCUUUGCAUUUCUUGUCAUUUUCUUUAAAGCAGAGCCGCCAACUGCUCCAAGCGCUGCCAUGGCUAACAGGAACAAUGAAGGCAGUGAGGAAAGUCCUCGUGAAUUUAUCCAGACUCUCGGAAGGUUGUUUAAGAAUUGGGGCUACAUUUUACUCUUACUCAGCUACGGAAUUAACGUCGGCGUCUUUUAUGCUCUCUCAACCCUGCUCAAUCAAGUUGUACUUGCUCACUUUGAGGGUGCAGGAUCUGACGCAGGUAAUAUUGGGGUCAGCAUCGUUAUUGCAGGAAUGCUGGGAUCACUUGUGUGUGGCAUCGUUCUUGACAAAACUCACAAAUUCAAGGAAACGACUCUACUAGUGUAUGUGUUCUCACUGCUGGGAAUGAUUGUAUACUCGGCAACUCUUGGUGCUGGUCACAUUGCCAUAGUCUACGUUACAGCUGCCGCACUCGGGUUUUUCAUGACCGGAUAUUUGCCUGUCGGAUUCGAAUUUGGAGCUGAGCUGACCUAUCCUGAAGCCGAAGGAACGUCUGCUGGAAUUCUCAACGCAUUUGCCCAGAUCUUUGGUGUUGUUUUCACAAUUAUUUAUGGGCAGUUGUUUGGUGAGUGGGGUGAUAUAUCAGCAAAUAUUUUUGCUUGUGUGGCACUUCUCAUUGGAGUGGUGCUCACAGCUCUGAUCAAGUCAGAUUUGCGUCGUCAAAAUGCAACAAAUGCUCGACCAACCGAAGCUAUUUAAUUUUCAAACUGCAAUCAAAUUGUGACAAUAAUGAAGAAGAAGUAAUGCUAACUUCAAGAAAAUUGCUACGCCGAAUUUGCGCAUGUUAAACUUUCUGUCUUUAGCACAUCAUGUGUUCUAUUUUCUAGCAACUUUUGUGAUCAAAAUGCGCAACAUUAUUUUUGAACCUUAAUUCUUAAGUAGCAAACCAAACAAGUUGUGGGUGAUUUCAAAUUAUUGUUAUGUAGAUGCGUACUCCUGUAUGGCAUAGUGCUGAUUUUAUGGUAGGAGACCUCAAUUUCUCAUUUAUUCUAACUUAAAUAAUGACAUUAUUUUGCAUUCCAUAUUAAUUCUGACCUUGUGCCAUUUUUAUUCCAGUUAUCAUUUAAUAUAUAAUUUUUUACUAUGCUGUGCUUGUGUGCUUGAUCAUUCAUAAAUUCAUCAAGCAUCAUAAAAGCUUUUACAAAUUAACUUAAAUCAUUUAAUAUUUUGUGAUUCAGCAUUGCCAACAGGUAGCCAAAAGUUUGAGCUAACUUAAGCUGACAGUUCAUUAUAGUCAGCCACAAGCCUUCUGUGAGAUGAAUUUAUAAAAAGGAUCUCAUUGUCAGUUAGGCUUGUGAUCAAUAAGCCUAUUUUUAUCUUAUAUGUGCAACAUUACUACAGGAAACAUUGUUUGAGGGAAUUUUCCUUUCAGAAAAUCAGUAGUUCAAUUAUAAUGAAAUUUUUAGAUGAUUUUUAGGACUUGUGAAACAAUAAUGUCUAUUUAGAGCAGUCAAAUUUCUCAUUAGGAGAAGCGUGAAAAUAAGCUGUGCGUUGUCCAAGUUGAAAUGCGCUACUAACAGGGGUAUUGGCUGAUCAAAAUCAAAAUUUUUAUUAUAUACCGUUGUUUUAACCUCGGCUAUGCCAUAUAUAUUCGCUCUUGCGAGUUGCAUUUCAGACUUGGUAUUUGCUUUUAGUGUUUACCAAAAGCGUUUAUGUAAAAUAAAGAUAAAUGGGUAGCCAAAAGACGAUGACAAUAAGAAAGUGCACCGUCUAAUGUUUUAGAUUACACGGUUUGAUAAGAAAGAGAAAAUCUGGCAUGAAUAUAUAUACAUAAAAAUAUGAUAAAAUAAUUGGUGAUUGUAAAUGCUAAAAUUCUUCAAAAAUUAUACUAGUCUUUUCUGCAGGUAGUUUUACGGAAAAGACAAUAUAUUUAAUUCUCCCAUUCUAUUCACCCAGCCUCUGGCUGCAAUGUAAUUUAAUAUGUGCUGUUGACAUUUUUGAGGGAUAUUUAGUACAAACUUUGCGUAUACUUAGGAAUUUAUCGUAAAAUUAUCCACUUAUCAUGUUUCUGAUCGCACAUUAACAAAAAUUAUUCUGUGAUCAUUUUUAAGCAAUCCAAUUUUGACAAAAAUGCACUAUGGAGUGAAACAUCAAAAUGUAGCGUGCAAAAUGCAUUUGAUUUACAAUUUCGUAAAAAGUCGCAGAUUUUUGCCCAUUUUUAGCAUUUUUACUGCUGGACCUUUUGGUCUUCUUUUAAAACUUUUCAUUAGGCUUGCCAAUUUUGAAUGAAGUGAAUGCAAUGAUCGGUGGGAAAGAUAAUAGUUUUUUUUUAAUUUAACCAAAGUUGAGUGUUUCAAUAUUGUUCAUUACAGAAUUUUACAGGUUUAAAAAAAUAUAUUCAUUGAAAGAAGAGUUUUUUUUUUAAAUAUCAAUUUUUCUUUUAAUUAGGCCUUCUUACUGAUUUUAAUUGUUUUUUUACGUUUAAAAAAAAUGCGAAGAUCAAGCCUCUCUUGAUUUUUGAAACCUGUCCAGCCAGUAGGCAAAUUUUCGACAGGAUGAUAGUAUAGCACAUUGUAUUUCUUUCCUAACUAUGAUUUUUCCAUUGAAAUGUAUGAUAUAGAUAGACUACUUACAAAUGACAAUACUUGUGCUGUUUAGGUGAUUAACCAACAUAGUUGUAGAUAAAAAAUAAUGUAAUUGUGAGUAUUACCUGGUAUGGUGUUAGUGAUUAUAAAUAAUCAAAUAUUGUUAUAUUUAAGCAUACUUGACAAUAAAGAACAAGCACUUUUUGAAAGCAUUUUUAUAGAUGAUAGUAAGAUGUCAAAAAAUUUAUUGAAGUAAUUUUGAUGUUUAGAUCAAUGUCGAGAAUGGAAGUCAAUAAAAAAAUAAAAAUAAUUGUUCAUUUAGCGAAAA
Molecule: messenger RNA, 4202 nt
Organism: Neocloeon triangulifer
Lineage: Eukaryota; Metazoa; Arthropoda; Insecta; Ephemeroptera; Baetidae
Product: heme transporter FLVCR1
Exons: 10
Coding region: 465-2048 (527 amino acids)
Biological process (GO): heme export; transmembrane transport
Cellular component (GO): membrane
Molecular function (GO): heme transmembrane transporter activity; heme binding
Source: RefSeq, a predicted model, not a curated record